ACCAGGAAGUGAGACAGUCGGCGUAUGCUGUCAUGUACAGUGUGAGCGAAAUCGGCUCUCACGGAACAAGUGUUUGGCGUUGAUGUUCGCUCAAUGGGACAUCAAUUGAGAAUGGAUUCUUGACAACUCCAACACAGUGUGGUAUUCUAUUGGUGUACAUUCAAGAAGUAAGAAUUAAGAACUGAGUGCUCGACAAUGAUGUCAGAAUGCGACCCGACAGGGACCUCGGAGCCUGCGUUGGACACCGAGACAACCGCGGUUUCGCUACCGGAGUCCAAUUCCCUCAACGUACAUCCUUCAAGGGUGUUAUUUGACAAGAGCACGCCGGGCUCGGGGCUCCAAUCUAACCCCGGCUUUGCCGUUCGAAUUUCGGACUCGUACGAGAGCGUCUUGACUGAGCUCGAGGCAGAAGGCUCCGGCGAAGACGCGUUGCUGUUGCCGUGCGUUGCUGGAAGCUCGUCCCCACCUAAAAGUGCCCGAGACAAGAGCAGGCUGAGCAGACUCAGCUCGUCGUCGGAUAGAGACACGUUAGCCUCGCCAGGCAUCAACAAUGGGGACAUCAACCACUUCCCAGAUGAUCCUGAGUUUGCGGAUAUUAUCCAAAGGGCUGAACAAGCCAUUGAGGGUGGUGUCUUUCCAGAGAGGAUUUCGCAGGGCUCCAGUGGGAGUUACUUUGUUAAAGACCCAAAAGGGAAAGUCAUCGGUGUUUUCAAACCAAAGUCAGAGGAACCCUAUGGUCAUCUGAAUCCCAAAUGGACCAAAUAUUUUCACAAGCUCUGCUGUCCAUGUUGUUUUGGGCGGGGCUGCUUGUUGCCAAACCAGGGUUACCUCUCAGAGGCUGCUGCUUCGCUAGUUGACAGCAAACUGGGCCUUGGUGUGGUGCCAAAAACCAAGGUGGUGUAUUUGGCCAGUGAGACCUUUCAUUACAGUGCCAUAGACAGAGCCAAAUCCAGAGGGAAGAAGUACGCUUUAGAGAAGGUGCCCAAAGUCGGACGACGCUUCCACAGAGUGGGCCUGCCACCAAAGGUGGGCUCAUUUCAACUGUUUGUGGAAGGUUAUCGUGAGGCCGACCAUUGGCUGAGGCACUUUGAAGCAGAACCCCUGCCAGAGAACAUCAGAAAACAGCUACAGUCACAGUUUGAGCGGCUGGUGGUGCUGGAUUAUGUAAUCCGAAACACAGAUCGAGGAAACGACAACUGGUUGAUCAAGUAUGAGAAACCAGGCGAGUGCGACGGACCAAAGGAUUCAGAAUGGCAGGAGAACAGUUCCCAGCCUUGCAUCAAGAUCGCAGCCAUUGACAAUGGCCUGGCCUUUCCCUUCAAACACCCUGAUGAAUGGAGAGCCUACCCCUUUCACUGGGCGUGGCUCCCCCAGGCCAAAGUGGCUUUCUCCCAGCAGACCAGAGAGCUGGUGCUGUCCCGCCUCUCGGACAUGAACUUUGUGCAGGACCUCAGUGAGGAUCUCUAUGAGAUGUUUAUGAGCGACAAAGGUUUUGACAAGACCAUGUUUGAGAAACAGAUGUCCGUCAUGAGAGGCCAGGUAUUGAAUCUCACCCAGGCUCUUAAGGAUGGCAAGAGCCCUCUACAGCUGGUGCAGAUGCCUCGCGUAGUAGUGGAGCGGAGCCGGUCAGGUGGCCAGGGCCGAGUGGUAACCUUGGGCAACGCCUUCACUCAGACCUUCCACUGCAAGCGACCAUUUUUCUCCUCUUGGUAGAGAGGGAACAUCAGCCACUGGUGUUUUAGGUUCCAUCAGGGAAUGUUUUGAAGAAGUAGGAUGAAGAAUGUUUUUUCAUAACGCUGGUUGUGAUGGAAAUGUGUGAUCAGCAUAUGACCGCUUGAGAGGAUGACAUUCCAUUGUUUCCGAGAGAGACUGGGCCUAUAUGGGGUUGUCAGGGUUACUUGAUUGGAUAAUCAGCGUGAAUGGGCUUUGUUUUUUGCGUCAAUCACAAUUAUCCUAUUCACAGAUUUUACAAGUGGGUCAAAGGACUAAAAAGAACAGUGUACAACACCUCUGUGGUCCGCAGAUGUUUGACAUUCUAAGUAAAAUAAUGGGCAUUUCUAGAAAAAAAAACAUCAAAAAAUCGUCUCUUUGCCUUGUAUGGAGACUUACUGAGAUUUGAGAAUUACCGGUACAGUAUAUGAUAGUGUCACCAAAAUUGAUUAACCCAACGUUCCUUUCCCAAAUUUAUUGAACAUACACAAAGCCAGUGUCACCAACCAUUACAGUACUACUGCCAAACCCUUGUCUUCAAAAGGACUCUUGAAAAGCCUCAAGAAAAAAAAAUACUCUUAUUGAAACUUGAAUUUAAGCCUGGGCGGAAGAGGAAGACGACUUGGAAUAACCAUAUUGCUUGAAUGUAAUGUUUACUCUUUGUACUCUUGUUCUAAUACAUUUCACAGGGAGUGAAUGCUGUCAAAAACAAUCUCACAACACUGAAUGUAUUUGUUCUUUGACAUGUAUUUAUUUACCUCACAGCAUGGAGAGCCGCACCACUGUCACCCCUCUGCGACUUAUUGUUUAAAGAAAGUCAAAGCUGUGUAUGUAUGCUUCUUGACAUUUUUAUUCCAACAUGAUUGUAUGAGCAGAGUUGUAUAUUUAACAAAAUUAAUAAGAUCUGGGAGCAUUU
Molecule: messenger RNA, 2626 nt
Organism: Hippocampus comes (tiger tail seahorse)
Lineage: Eukaryota; Metazoa; Chordata; Actinopteri; Syngnathiformes; Syngnathidae
Gene: pi4k2b
Product: phosphatidylinositol 4-kinase type 2 beta
Exons: 11
Coding region: 196-1713 (505 amino acids)
Biological process (GO): Golgi organization; phosphatidylinositol phosphate biosynthetic process; endosome organization
Cellular component (GO): trans-Golgi network; endosome; lysosomal membrane
Molecular function (GO): 1-phosphatidylinositol 4-kinase activity
Source: RefSeq, a predicted model, not a curated record